CAAGGAAAUAAGUAUAACGUGUUUCUGUAGAAAAUAAGCAGGAAAAGGCAGCACAUACUGCAUUGUAAAUUUCAUGAUGAAUUCAGAAGAACAUAGACUAACUUUCCUUGAAGAAUUAAAAGAGCGAAUCGGAAAAAAGACAAGUAGACCACUUACUGUGGCUGUGAUUGGAACACCAGGAGCUGGAAAGUCCUCCUUCAUUAAUACCAUGAUAACUAGCAUAACUGGAAACUACCGGCAAUGGACAAGGACGGGAGAUUUUGGGGGAUUUGGACAAGCAAUUACACUUCGAGUGAUUCGGAUAUCAAGAGAGAAAUACAUGUCUUCUGCCGACAAAUCACACCAAGAGUAUGAUUUUCCAAUCUUUGUUGACAUCGCAGGAUUUCAGAAUACAAAUGAUGAAAUCACAAGCGAGCUACUUAACCUUUUCUUUUAUGGAAGGGUUCCGUCCAACGUCCUUCUUGCUAAAGUUGCAGAGGAAAUCAGAAAACACGGAAAGUGGUUUACGGAUAAGAAGUAUCCCGAAACGCCAGAAUGCAAGAAGGUCGACAGAGUUAUUUUUAUGGCUUCAGCGGAAAAUCCAAAUUUACCAGUGCAACUUAUGCAAGCUGUGUUAACAGUACUCCGCAGAAAAAAGGAUAUCCCAAUAUUUGGCGUGUUAACGAAAAAAGAUCGGAAAGAACAGGAAGGAGUAUCUGAAGACUUCGAAAUGUUAUUUAAAACAACUCUUGGAUUGUCUCAACUGGACUAUCUUCAUUGCACAAACUACUGUGAUGUCAACAUAAAAGAAAUAAAAGAGAGAAAUAUGAGGCAUUAUCCAGAAUUAGACAUCCCGGUGCUUAAGUUCCUUAUACAGGCAAAUGAUCGUACAAUUUAUUAG
Molecule: messenger RNA, 880 nt
Organism: Saccostrea cuccullata (small rock oyster)
Lineage: Eukaryota; Metazoa; Mollusca; Bivalvia; Ostreida; Ostreidae
Exons: 6
Coding region: 74-880 (268 amino acids)
Molecular function (GO): GTP binding
Source: RefSeq, a predicted model, not a curated record